Messenger RNA from Rubroshorea leprosula, 665 nucleotides. Lineage: Eukaryota; Viridiplantae; Streptophyta; Magnoliopsida; Malvales; Dipterocarpaceae. The record is from the annotation of a GenBank genome assembly.
CCAAGCAACCCAAGCACAUUUGUUUCUUCUUCCUCAUCUAAUCAGAGAAACAAAUCGAAAAUACUCACCCAAUCAGAGAAACAAACCAAAAAUAUUUAAUUAUUUUAUUUCUCAUUCAAUCAAAGAAACAAACUGAAAAUACUUACCGUAUUCUUCCUCAUCUUCUUUCCCCCUAAACCGAAAAUCCCCUCAUCUUUUGUUUGGAGAUGAACCCAGGAGCUGGGUUCACGGCGAACCCCGCACUUGGGUUUUGAGAUGAACCCAGCGCCUAGGUUUGCGACGAACCCAGCGCCUGGGUGCGGGAUUCGUCGCAAACCCCUCCCCUGGGUUUCAAAACGAACCCAGGCGCAGGAUUCGUCGCGAAACCUAGGAGCUGGGUUCCGUGACAAACCUGGGUUCGUGCAAACCCAAAGCUAAAAAAAAAAAAAAAAGAAAGAAGAAGAAGAAGUAGCAGAAUCUUUCCAAAAAUAAACCGAACACUUAAUAUUAUUAGAAAAAUACUGUAUUUGUAAGCAUCUUAUGUAUUGUAUAGGGGAAUUUAUAAUUUCUUUAAAAAAACAAAUUGCGUCGAGUUUAAGUGUGAGUUCAUCUUUUGUUUAAAAAAUCUGAAAGGAAAAGAGGGAUAGCUGGUAAUGUUCAUUGCUAAAUAGAAACAUCGUUACAUG